AUGGCGGCCAUCCCGCUGGGCGCGAGCCUGCUGCAGGGCGACCUGCUGGACGGCGUCGUGGAGUCGGCGCUGCGCAGCGUUGCCGCACAGCUCAAGGCGGAGUUCCGGAGGGAGCUCGGCCUGGCCCUGCGGGUCGCGCAGCCAGAGGCGGCCCUCGGGCUCGGUUUCGAGCGCACGGAGGCCCCCCUGGUCGCCGUGCCCGGCCUGAAUACACCGGUCACCGAGCAUGCAGAAGGCAAGACAGGGGAGCCCACUGAGCCGAAGAUGGCGGAUCGCUGUGGGCUUCAUGCCAUGCCCCAGAGGAUGGCGUCCUUUGGCGACGCGACGAAGCCGGCCGAGAAUGCUCAGGCAAGGCCAGUCUUGACUGAGGAGGACCAGGCGGAAAUAAUCCGCAUGAGGGCAGAGGAGAUUGCGCGGGAAGAGGCUGCAAAGAAGGCAAUGAGACGUCAUCGUUUACACAGUGUCAUGUUCGACCAACCCAUCCUGGGCCAGGCCAGCCGAUGCAAAGUUUUCCUAUACCAUUUGAUCACAAGUCUGAAGUUCGAUCUAUGCAUGGGCGUCAUCAUCCUUCUCAACGCCAUAUCGAUCGGCUUGGAGACUUCCACCUCGCGACGUGGCGAUCAUGUUCCGUUUUUCUUGCAUGCCUUGGAGUACAUGUUUCUUUCUCUAUUGCGCGGAGCUGGGCAUCCGGGUCUACGUCGGCGGGCGCGAGGCGUUCCAGAGCCACUGGGUGAAGUUUGA
Molecule: messenger RNA, 741 nt
Organism: Prorocentrum cordatum
Lineage: Eukaryota; Dinophyceae; Prorocentrales; Prorocentraceae
Source: the annotation of a GenBank genome assembly